Molecule: messenger RNA, 9656 nt
Organism: Xyrichtys novacula (pearly razorfish)
Lineage: Eukaryota; Metazoa; Chordata; Actinopteri; Labriformes; Labridae
Source: the annotation of a GenBank genome assembly
AGAGGGUUUGGAAAUAUUCAAUAUCACGUUCGCGUUUGUUCCCUCUCUUACAAAUCCUGUUACGUAACAACUCUGUUCCAAGCUCCAGAUCUCGCGAUGUUUCGCUCGUGGAAGUGUCAGAGUGUCAACAAGAGACAGGCAGCAGCAUUAGCAGCAGCAGUAGCACAGCAGUAGUGUCCGGAGCUGGGAGGGGGGAGUCAAGAGGCUGUUUAAACGUCGGGUGAGUACAGCCAGGAUACCUGUUACAUAACAUUUGAUGUAAUAUUUUGUAUAAUUGAUUCAGUCGUGGUCGUUAGAUGUGUUAUAUUUUCGUGGGCUGGGUUCAAUAAGCAACGCUUUCUUUAGCAUUAGCAUGCUAACGUGCAGCUAUUUACUUGGCGGAUCCAACAACACAGAAGCUGAACGAAGCUUCGGGCAGCAGCAGCAGUAGGUAGCGUUAGCUUUGCUAGCAGUAUUGUGACCAGUGUCUACUCUUACAUUUUCGCUUCCGGCCUCACUCUGUCUAUAAUUAGUCUUCAUAACGGUAGCCUUCAAGCUAACUGUAAUGACAGCUGUCACGAUUUCCCCCGAAACAAAAUAUUCAGCUGUGUAUCGCGGCGAAGUUGAGCUAGGAGAAGGCCCACCUGUCAUAAUUUCAUAUCCAACCAUGUUAUUUCUACUCAGGGUUAACCUGAAAACCAUUUGUAACUUAAACCUCCUAGUUAGCCACACAGCCGAAACGACCUCAGCCCAGAACAACGCCGAUGACCUGAGGACUCAGGGGGGAAACGUUAGCCAGUUGUGGCCCUGCUGCUUUAUCAUCGCUUUCACUUUAACGUUGUUCCCCGAGCAAAGGCUCACAACAGGCAAACAACAUCCACCCUGUGUCCGCCCAACCAGGUUUUUGGGGUUAUGUCUAACCAUAAUUUACUACCAUUUUGGUGAGAAGACACGAUAAACGAAUGGUUGUUCUCAACAGGUGCAUGUCAACCAUUUAGAGCUAUAAGAUGCUUCAUUUGUUAGACCACAACACACAUCAGUUACAGUAAUAGUGACAUUCGAUUAUCUUUAUUUUAUUUGCUCUUUAAAGUCACUGUCAGUGGUUUCAGCAUUUAUAAAUAGCUCCACUUUUAAAACAUUAAGCAGAAGUUGACUCUAACUAGUAGCAUAAUGUGUCUGAGCACCAUGCUUAUAAAUGCAUGAAUGAAUAAUGUAACUAAGCACUUUGUUCUUUGCUCCAUUUUGCAGCAUACUUGUCUGAGAUGGGGGAUGAUCGACCCUUUGUAUGCACUGCCCCUGGAUGUGGGCAGGUAUAUUCCUUUAACCUGACACUACACUGUUCUCCACUCCUCAUUUGAAAUCUCAAUAACUAUCAUUUAUAACCUCCUGACAAUCACUGAAGCUUAUUUUAAUUUGCCUCAUACCUAGAAGUAAAGCUGAGCAAGAUAAUAUGUAAAUAAAAAGGAUAUUUUGGCGUAAAAUUAAUUUAGGGUCAGACACAAUGUAACACUGAGUUAAACACCCCCUCCAGAGAUGAAUGUUGUGACCGCUUGCUUUUCUAGUUAUAACAACUUUAGUAACGACUGCAGGAUAGCAAUACACAGCGGUCUGAGGAGCCAUCAACAAACCUCAACCAAAACGCCACUCUAUAGCCACAAAUUAUGCUCAGAACAGCACUAACUUCAUCAACAGUAGAUAUAGGGUCCCAGCCAUAGUACUAGCCAACAAACAUAUUUUUAGCUUUACCUAAUUUCUUUCGCAAAGAGACUAAACACAACUCACCUACUCUCUUCCAGCAGCCGCUUGUUUGUGGCGAGACCUCAGGCCAGUCCAUUACGGACUAUAGUGAGGUGACGCAGCUCAAGGAAGAACAUUUAUGAUCAUUACUUUAUCAUUUCUUUAUAGUUAUAAUCACCAUAUCAAUCAUUUUUCUCUGCAGACUUGGUAGUUCUUCUGCCUUAGCGUUUAGGUCUGAUUGUAUUUCCAUGAAGAAAUGAUCAUAAAUGUUCUUCCUUGAGCUGUGUCACCCCGCUGCAGUCUGUAAUGGACUGGCCUGAGGUCUCGCUACAAACAAGUGGCUGCUGGAAGAGAGUGGGUGAGCUGUGUUUAGUCUCUUUGCUCCGCUGUGUGUUGCUAUCCUGCGGUUGUUACUAAAGUUGGUAUAACCAGAGAAUCAAGCAGUCUGCAACAUUCAUCUCUCGAGGGUGUGUCUAACUCGGUGUUAGGGUGUGUUUGACCCUAAAUUAAUUUUAUGCCAGAAUAUCCUUUUAAAUUCGUUUUACAGUGCCAUAUUUAGAGUAGAUCAAUUUUUGUAAAUAACACAUUGGUGCUACACUUUAUCUUCCUUAUGGUAAUGCUCUACCAUAACAGCUCUUUUGUUUUUGUUGUUGCAGAGAUUCACAAAUGAAGACCACCUGUCAGUUCACAAACACAAGCAUGAAAUGACAUUAAAAUUUGGUCCUGCCAGGACAGACUCUGUUAUCAUUGCAGGUAAUAACAUUGCAAAUUGUUUGUAUUUGCUUAACUAAGGAGCUGUUAACCUACCUUAUACCUUAUGUGUAUGUACUACUUUUCACUUAAUUCACAUUUUUCUUUCCACUUUCUCUUUUACCUCCAAUUUCUUUACAGAUCAGACUCCUACACCCACACGCUUCCUUAAGAACUGUGAGGAAGUUGGCCUAUUUAAUGAGCUGGCCACCUCCUUUGAACAAGACUUUCACAAGGCACAUGAUGAUGAGCAGAGGACAAAACACUCGGUGGGCAAAAGGCCAAAUGUUAACAAAAUUAAGGAAACCCGAUUGAUUUCCUUUUGUCUCUCAAAAAGAAAUCACAUCACGAUGUAAUGCUUGAAAUGCACCGAUUUAUUUUCUUUUUUAUCAUACCCUCUGAUUCCAGGCUGCACCUCUGCAAACACCAUCUGAAGUAAAAGUUGAAGAUGAGGGUCCUUUACAUGUUGAUUCUUCCUCUCCUGGAAGUCCAGAUUCUUCAUCCAGCAUGUCAGAUGACAGCGGAGACUCCAGGGUGAGAGGCAAGGUACAGACUGCAAAACCGUCUUUUUGGUCAGCAGGCUGGUUCCUUUCAUAGACUUACUCCUGAUUAAAAUGUAUGCCCCAUCAACAUCAAUGAUCAGCUCUCCUCCAUGCAGAUAAAUACUCUCAUGAAUGAAAAACAAAUGACUAUCAUUGAUUUGUUAUAACAGGAGAUCCCUGCAAAGCCUGUGGCAAGCUCUGCUCCCACACCAACCAUUGUGCGUCCAGGCUCUCUUCCCCUUCACCUGAGUAAUGACCCACUACACCCCACUCUGCCUUCUCCAACAUCUGUCAUCACACAAGCUCCACCCUCCAACAGACAGCUUGGGUAAACUACAGUGUGUUUGUGUUGUUUGCAUGUGUGUGUUUGCUUAGUGUGGUUGUUGCUAAACAUCUCAAGUUUUGGACAAAAUGUACAAAAGAAAAUGUCUAUCUGGGGUAGUUGGUAUUAACCCACAAGCAAGGAUGUCAGCUAGCUUGAGAUUAAAUUGAUGUGAAAUUAAGUUUCAAUUGGGUGGAAAGGUUUAGUCCUCUGGAGACAGUAUAUUUACUUCCUGAUAAAAGUGCCCGCUGUUUGUUCGACAUAGCUAUUUAGAUGUUUGAUGAAAUUGCUGCCUCUAUUUUAGCUUUCUACUUUACAUCUGCAUUAAAAGAUCAUUUAUUAGUGAAUUUCUGGAUACAGGUUUUCCUUUUUUAUGCUGUAUCUCCACUGUAGUUGUCUUGAUAAACUCCCUUUAGUCUAGUAAGUACUUACAGCAAGAUAAGCAUUUAUUAUCCAGUUUUAUCUCUAGAAAGGUGCAUGUUUAGGUGGAUGGUUAACAGCAUUUGAAAUAGUGUGUUUGAGGUUGUUUCCAUUUAUAAAAACACAGGUGAAGCAGGUGUGGGUGGGGGCCAGCAGUCCUGCAUGGCUCCAUAUUGCUGUGAUUCCAAAGACACCUACUUAUGAGAGACCAUCCUGAAACCCUCUUGAAUAAUACUUCAUCCUCACAUUCUGUCUCUUAAUCGACUGUUUUGUUAAGACUUGAGGGGCAAGGUAAAGAUAGGGCUUACAAAAAGAGCAUCUUUCCUGUGUUUAACACUUGGUGAAUCUGACUGUCAUUCAGCUUUUUAUUGGUGAAUGCAGAGCAGAGAAGCAGCCAUGUUUAAGUAUCUGAUUUUUCCCAACAGUUCACCAACAGGUUCAUAUCCACUGGUGAGGCACCUCCCCAACGGGCAGACAGUCCCUCUCCUGCCAAGUCCUGUGCAAAUGACUUCAGUCAUAUCUGUGAGUGUGUUUAGCUAUUCUUAUGGAAACAUAUCAUGACUUUUAUCUUAAUUUUAUCUUAAUCUUGUCCCAUUUUCUUCUCUGGGUAUUUGUUGUGUUGUGAUGUGAAGCUUGCAAGGCCCGCAAACUCAGUGCCUAACAUCCCUGGGAUUCCAGGACCUCCAGUGGGCGGGGCCAGCAGUGGGUCAUCCUCCCCAUCUGGGUAUAGUCUGCACUCAGAGACCAAGAUGGUGAGAUUAUCUGUCAUGAUGGCAUUGUUUAUAUCGGUUGCAAACUCUUAAAACAGCUUUAGCUCUUUGAACGUGUCCCAUUAAAUGUAACCAAAUCUGCAUUCCAAUGAUAAAACAGCUCACUUUUAGAGCUCUAUUAAAUCAUCUUCAUGGGGUUGUGUCUAUGUCUUCCUGUAGCGACUGAAGGCAGCUCUGACUCAUCAGGGCCCAGGAGCACAGGAUGGGGCUGGUGGGGGGGCAGGAUCUAUCCCUGCUGUCCCCCAGCGGCAGGAACAAAGCCAGCAGCCCUCUCAAAACUCUGACGCACCGUCACCUGCCCAACCCCAGGUAAUACAACUGCUGGUAUUUACUGCUCCCAAAAGAGUCCGACAUAUAACCCCCACCCCCAGCACAGUGACCAGAAAACCUUUUAUUCAAAUGAGUAUGAAUCAUGACUUGAAUCUCUUAUGUACAGGUGCAGCUUGAAAAAUGAAAUACUUAUACAUAUAUAUAAUUUAUAAUAAUUGACAAAGGUAAACUUUCACAAGUUUUCUAUUCACUGGAUCUAGAGCGAGAUUUUCAAAUCCUCAUUUUAAUUAUGUUUCAAUGAUGUAAGCUUAGAGUAAUUGAAAGUCAGAAAUCCACUUUUUUUUUGAUUAUUAGAUUUUUUUCUGAAAUCAAUCAAACAAGGAUUUCAAAUAACAAAAAGUGUUAAACUUUGUGAAAAUGUGUACAUUCAGUACUUGUGUUGGGCAUCUUCACAACAAAUUACUACACUGAUGAAAUGUGGCUUGGAGCCUUACUGAGAUGCUACUAAAGCCCAUGUAGCUCUGAUAGUGGUCGAGCUGGUUAGCUUGGUUUGUAGUUUUGGCGCUGUGCAUAGGUGUGAACCAUAGACUGUAUAUAGAAUGGACGCCGUCUGCCUCCUCGCUGGGUGAAGCCACCCCGAGAACAGCACCCUCUGUUAACGGGCUGCAGUACAGGUUAUAAAUCCCGCCUCCGCCAGCAAAGCUUAUGGAGUUUUGGACAAACUUUAGAAAUUAAUUACACAGAACAUACAUUUUUCUCCCCCCUGCUUGUGAUGUUGACAUGUAGUUACUGUCAGACUGGUUUGUGCUCAAGUCCUCUUUUUUUCUGUGAAGUUCUGUUUUUAAGUUAUUAGGGGGUUCAUGUUUUCUAUGAUUGACACCUGACAGCCUAUUGGCGUUCAGAGAUUGCGUAGCUCACCCGGGGGGAUACGCUGUUUAAGCCGAGCGUCAUCACAGCAACUCUCUGAGACUCUCCCGUCGAAUGCAUACAACGCUACUACCCAAUGCUGGUUUCAGGAAAUGAAGAAAAAUCGCAUAAAUACAGAGAGCUAUUUGGCUUCAAAUCCGUAUACAGGCGGGAGGCGGAACCAAGUUGUCCAUAGUAUAUACAGUCUUUGGUGUGAAGUCAUAGUCAUGAAAAGUAAAUCAGCAUCUUUUAUCAAGCUUGUCAACAGUUAACUUUGGGCUUAAUGCAGCAAAGGCCUAUAACAAUGGCGUUGUGGCUUCAACAAACAAGCCACAAUGAUCAGCUAAACACUAUAACAGCUCAUACAUCUACUACUCUGUCUGUGAGUGCCCCAUACAAUCUUGAAGAACAUAUACUGUCUCAUCUAAGCUACAAAAGUUUUCUGUAUUUGGCUAGUUUUGCGUUGAAUGUUUGGAUCUUUACUGUAGCAGUCAGCUAUUGCAGUCGUAUCCUGAAAGGCAGCAGUUUCUGUCAUCAUGUUGUGCAGAAUAAGCCUGGCUGUUAUAACAAACCUGUCAUUAUAAGUCCAGUCUGCAGUCUGUUCUUCAGAAAGGCCAGUUUACAUGAAUGAUUUAUCUGCUAAAAAGUAAAAUUGCUAGAGAUCUGGUAGAGGCUGUUUGAGCAAGUAUUAAUUUUUUCUAUUACCACUUUUUUUAGUUACAUAUCUGAUUUCUUAGCGAGUUUAAUUGUUAGUUAAAAACAGAACUCUUAUGGAAAGGAAAACAGAUAAUUUUCUCUUCUAAAAUAAUUUCAUUAGGCUCACAUUUCAGUGCCAAACAUUAGUGUAUGGCGACUAUCCAAAAAAACGUAGUUGCUGAGAGGCUGAGUAGGGGAAAAACGAUACCUUGCCUGACGCGCUGGCUGUUUCAGCUUAAUGAACAGGGUGUAUCUCUGUUUGUAGUUUUAUUGAUGCAAAAAAGAUGAAGCAUUUACAUGAAACAAAAAAGGGCAGUCGUUCAAUAUCAGGCGAAACAUGAAAACAGCAAAAAGUAGGACCUCCCCAUUCACCCCCUCUUCAUUCAUCCACAAAACCUGCCAGGUGAACAGCUGACUUUACUACUACCGGUGCUGAUGUACUAACUCCACCCACACCACGUGACUCUCAUCCCCUUAUAUAACCACACAAUACACAAAUACUAUAAAAGAUCAUGGCUACCACAAAGAACUGGCAUCUACAAUAAGUGAGAAAAGGCUCAAUUACCAACUGUUGUAUAGAAAUAACAUCUCUGCCUUUGCUCUAAAUAUGUAGCACUGCUUUAAUCUUACAUAUUUAACAAAUAAGCGGUAAUGCAGUAUUGUACAUACACCACAUUUUUAAUGUCUUUAUAGAUAAGAAUAAUAACUAAUUUCUCUUUUAGACAAGAUUUUUUUGUUGCGAAACAUUUUAGAAACACAAUGCAAAACUCAUGCAUGUAACCUCCCUAUUUCUCACCCGCUAGGUUUCCCCAGCUCAGCCUACAGGAGGCCGGCGACGGCGAGCUACAGAGAUGGACCCUGACGAGAGGAGGCAGCGUUUUCUGGAGAGAAACCGUGCAGCAGCCUCUCGCUGCAGGCAAAAACGAAAACUGUGGGUUAACUCACUAGAGAAGAAGGCGGACGAUCUCGCCAACAUGAAUGUCUCCCUUACAGUGAGUCUUCCGUGUCCCUGUCAUUCAGUGAUGGCCUGACAGAUAGAGGCAAACUUGCUGAGUGAUUUGUGUGCUUAAUGCUUUUUGUCACCAUUAGAAUGAAGUCACCCUGCUGAGGAAUGAGGUGGCACAGUUGAAGCAGCUCCUCCUGGCCCACAAAGACUGCCCUGUGACGUUGAUGCAGAAGAAGGCGGCUUUCUUAGGUAAUCAUGAUUUGAGUCUUUAUGUUAUAUAAUGUACCAGAUAUUCUGUUAGAAUCCAUCUAUCACCUCCUCCAUCUAAUGUAUUCUUCUUACUCGCUCACCUCUCUUAAGGGUGAAUGUGUCUUCUUCUGUUUCUAGCUGCAGGAGGAGAGGAAACCUCCAGGGACACUUCAACUGAACCCAUAGGCUCCCCAGCUGCAGUUAUCCAGCAUGGGCCGUCUCCCCCAGCCUCUGCCUCCAGUCCAGGGCCCACCAUCAAUGGCAUGAGUGUGCGGGCUGCAGAGGCAGUGGCUAUGUCAGUCUUAGCCGGCAUGGGAUCCGGCCAGCCAGCAGGGAUUGUCAUGGCAACACAGUCACAGUCAACUUCAAGAUGAUGUGCUGAUGCAGGUGGAAAGUAUGAACUUGAGUGGCCGGACUGGUGCAAAGUGAUUGAAAAGAGGGACCCGCCCUCAGCCCCCACGCCUGAUAAAGAUUCCCCCCUCCCCUCACAGCCAGUGAUAAUCACACACAGACACUUAAUAGUGCCUCCGUCAACCCCCCCUGUCUCACCAGGCCCCCCCACCCAGAGAAGCUCCGUCACUCUGUAUGUACAUAUGAAUAACACAAUGGACAACAACUCUGCAGGCUUUGGGGUUAUUUCUUGUUCAGUAGUGACUGUUGGAAAAUGUUUUCAGUAGCUAAGAAAUGUAUGAAUGAAAAUCUUUGUCAGAUAUAUCCAUUUAUUUUCAUUUCACUUUAAAACGCAGCUUUAGUCCAACUCUGUCCCACACGCUGGCUGUGAUGAGGUUUGUUGCUUCUUGGGCUGCCAGUUUUACUUGUAUUUUUCAAUUGUAAAAAAAAAAAAAAAGAUUUUCAUGCCUGGUAUUGGUUGUUGACAUAAUGUUUUGCUGAUGUAGUGAAAGUACAACGACAGAUUGGUUGCCAGAUUGCAGUAAAAAGCAACCUAGAAUUUUAUUUUUUUUUUCUUUUCAACCUGUCUUUUAGUUUUCAGUCUGUUUCCCUUUUUCAGUUAAUUCUGCGUAACUACAUAUGACAGUUUAGUAAGCCGAGUAUUAAACCAAAUUAUAGACGUGUGCUCAGUUUACCCUGUGAGUGUGUGCCUGACUUUUUUACCAUCCUUUUUUAAGCCAUUCGGAGUGGAUGUCAUUACAUUAUUCCCGUAUGUAUAAAACCCUAUUGACUGCAUGGAUUACUCAAGGCUGAUGUAUACCACUGUGUGUUUGUGCUCAACAUACUAUCACUGUUUAUUGAUCUGCUUUUCUCCUGUUUUAUAACAUGAAAUUAUAAAUGCAAAAACUGUCCUUGUCAUGUAAGGAUUCUAUCUUCUGUCCUAAUGUAAUACACUUGAAAUGGUUAGCUUUAGAAGGCCUUUUAAAAGAUAAUCAAACAUAAUACAUCUGAGAUCCUUUACCCUGGCAUUUCAGUUGAGGAAAGAUUAGUGCAAUAUAUUUUUCUAUUAAAUAUCAAUGUUCUUGCUUUUAGCUGAUGUGUGUAGACCAACUGCUGAGAGCAGUUUGGUCUGUUCUGAAAGAAAAGUUAAGUUACAAGGAGACCAGAGAAAUGUGAAGAGAAUGAACGAUAGGUUAGUGAUUAGUGCACAUUUGUAUGAACUUACAGAUGUCCUAGUCUAAGUUGCUUUCCAACAUUUGACAAGCCGUCUUGUUUCAUGAAGUAGACUUGUGUAAGGUGCUUCUUUUUGAGUUUUUAUUUUUUACCACAUUGUACUUUCAAGACUGUCCUGUUUUUUUCUCCCGUUCUUCACUGUGCAUUUUUUUAACAUUGUUUUAAGAUGUCACCUUUUUCCCUGUGUGCAUGUUAGGUUUUGUUUUCUCCUUCGUGUGAAUAUGUCCCUUUUCUUUUGUUCAUGAGGAAAGAUAUCUUUAUUUUCUGAGAUUGAAUCACAAGGAAAAAAAUGUAACAAAGAUCACUGUAUGGAGUGUUUGUCUAAAUCUCAGGCCUCAAGGUGGGAAAAAAUUACUAUAUUGUGUAUAGUGUCAACUAAUGGAUAAGUUGUGUCUCGGGCAAAUAAUAAAAAUAAAUUAAUGUAAAAAGAAAACCACUUAUCAACA